GUUCAAGGUCAGCUGCCGCCAUUGAUGAUCCCCGUGUUCCCUCCUGACCAGCGGACCCUUGCUGCAGCUGCCCAACAAGGAUUCCUCCUUCCUCCUGGCUUCAGUUACAAGGCUGGGUGCAGUGACCCUUACCCUGUUCAGCUGAUCCCAACCACCAUGGCAGCUGCCGCUGCAGCGACACCAGGCUUAGGCCCACUCCAGCUGCAGCAGUUCUAUGCUGCCCAGCUAGCCGCAAUGCAGGUUUCUCCAGGAGGGAAGCUCCUAGGCCUACCCCAGGGCAACCUUGGUGCUGCCGUGUCUCCUACCAGCAUUCCCACAGACAAGAGCACAAACAGUCCACCACCCAAAAGCAAGGAUGAAGUGGCCCAGCCACUGAACCUAUCAGCUAAACCCAAGACCUCUGAUGGCAAAUCACCCACAUCACCCACCUCUCCCCACAUGCCAGCUCUGAGAAUAAACAGUGGGGCGGGCCCCCUCAAAGCCUCUGCCCCAGCAGCGUUAGCUAGUCCUUCAGCGAGAGUUAGCACAAUAGGUUAUUUAAAUGACCAUGAUGCUGUCACCAAGGCAAUCCAAGAAGCUCGCCAGAUGAAGGAGCAACUCAGGCGGGAGCAGCAGGCGCUGGACGGGAAGGUGGCCGUAGUGAAUAGCAUAGGUCUCAACAACUGCCGGACAGAAAAGGAAAAAACAACACUGGAGAGCCUGACUCAGCAACUGGCAGUUAAACAGAAUGAAGAAGGAAAAUUUAGCCAUGGAAUGAUGGAUUUCAAUCUGAGUGGAGACUCCGACGGAAGCGCCGGAGUGUCGGAGUCAAGAAUUUACAGGGAAUCAAGGGGACGUGGUAGCAACGAGCCCCACAUAAAGCGUCCUAUGAAUGCCUUCAUGGUGUGGGCAAAAGAUGAACGGAGGAAAAUCCUUCAGGCUUUUCCUGACAUGCACAAUUCCAACAUCAGCAAGAUACUGGGAUCUCGCUGGAAAGCGAUGACCAACCUCGAGAAACAGCCAUACUAUGAAGAACAGGCCCGCCUCAGCAAGCAGCACCUGGAGAAGUACCCAGAUUACAAGUACAAGCCCAGGCCGAAGCGCACGUGCCUGGUGGAUGGCAAGAAGCUGCGCAUCGGGGAGUACAAGGCCAUCAUGAGGAACCGGAGGCAGGAAAUGCGACAGUACUUUAACGUCGGGCAACAAGCACAGAUUCCCAUCGCUACUGCUGGAGUUGUGUACCCUGGAGCCAUCACCAUGGCAGGAAUGCCGUCACCUCACCUGCCCUCGGAGCACUCGAGUGUGUCCAGCAGCCCGGAGCCAGGGCUGCCCGUGAUUCAGAGCACUUAUGGCGUGAAGGGGGAGGAGCCUCACAUCAAAGAGGAAAUCCAGGCCGAGGACAUCAACGGGGAGAUUUACGACGAGUAUGACGAGGAGGAAGAUGACCCCGACGUAGAUUAUGGGAGUGACAGCGAAAACCAUAUUGCAGGACAAGCCAACUGAUAAGGGCCCACAGACUGCGGUGAGCUGAGGACUUAACGAAGCCCUAGCUGGCCCAUCCUUACCAGUGGCCAAGCACAUUAACUUUCUCGUACACUGACUGUUAUUUUAACUGUUAGUCUUAAAUAGUUGGGACAUCAGCUGACAAAUAGACCUCAGCCUCAAAAGGCUCGGAAAGGAAAACAAAAUGUUUCAAGCAAACAACAUCAACCACGAGAGAUUGAAAUAAGCUAUGGUAAAACAAAGCCAGUAACUCAGCUGCUAAACCCAGCACUGAAGUCUCGCCCGUCAACUUUUUUUUUUUUAAUAAACUUUAUGGCUGUUUGUUCUAUAACUAGAAAUUCUCACUCAGGUACACAGUGCCAACAAGUGGCUUGUGAAUGUGUUUCGUUGUUUUGUGCUACAAUUUUUAAAAAGAAAUACGUUUUGUUUUGUUUUGUUUUGUUGGGGGGAAUGGUUCUGGGGUUUCCUUUUACCUUUUCUUUCCUUUCUUCUCCUUUGUGAUUGUCGUCUUGCACCUGACAGAAGGAGGGAACGGGGCCUUCGACCCCUCUGCCCUCUGCAUCUCUCUGCUCUAAAGAUGGAGGCCUGUGUGCGAGGGUGGGGAGAGAGGAGAAAAAGAGCCUGGUUUUGCCUUCCUUGCUUCUGUGCCCCAGUGUCAGCAGCCGUUUGCUUUAGAGACCUCUAACUCUUGCACACAACACUACAUCUUGGAGCAAGUGCCAAAUCCAUCCUGAAGCGAUCACCAACUUCCUUUUCUAAGUCCUUCCUUACUCCUGCUCCUUCUUCCGUGGGGACAGUGUUAAAUCUUAGACGGUCCCCAGAAAGAGCUGAUACACCAGCAACUGGUGAGAUUGAUUUUUUUUUUUAAUGGAAACUGUAGGUGCCGUUCUCAGGUGAAAAGAGAGAGAGAGAAACAUAGAAAUUUAGAGAAAAAAAAUAUUUUCUGAUCUUGGAUUUCUGUGUGUGUAUGUGUGAUCAUGGUACAUUAGCUACAUUCCUAUUAGGGAAUAAUGUUGGGCCAUUGUGAGCAAAACCCACUUUUGGGAAUGGAAUCCCAGCCCUCCUAAGCAAGUGGUCUAGAAGCAACCUUGCCCUUGGCUUUGCCCGGCCAGUGACAGUGGAACUAAGCGUAGGGCUCAGAAAUUCUAUUUUUCAGUUUCUAGUGUGCUUAUUACUGGGUGGACCUGGUGGCCCUGUGUCACGGAGAGGUGCUUGGCCAACAUGGAAGCUACCAGUCAAAUGGUUCCUGAGGUCCCUUCUCCCUGGACAAUUUGCUUCUUUUAAUGUGUGCUACUUAGUAACGUGUGUGUAUGUGUGUUUCCUGUUGAAACUUUGAGCAAAACAAUCAUUGUUUUGACCGACUAUAUUUGGCCAUUUUUCAGAAAUACAGAAUUAGCUUGUGUCUCCACCAUUCCACCCCUCGCUGAUUGGGAAACAGAACUGCUCUAUAAGAUUUUUUUUUUUUGCAUCUCUCCCUGCAAUGAGGUCAGAGACUGUAUUUCACAAAUGGGGGCCAUGUGUAUUUCAUGCCCUAAGAUCCCAGGAUUUGGUUAAAAUUCACUACCGCACCACAAAGUGGAGCCUGGCUGGACGCAGAGCCCCUUACCACUGUCUGGUCCUUCACUCUGACUCUUGAGUCGGCUAAAGAUCAAUGCUGGUGUCAGCAGAGCCCAUGCUCAGAGCAACAGCUGCUGGCUCUGACAUCGCCAACCCAAAGGCCAAGACAGGGGUAGGGCCUGCACCAAACACAGUCACUCCGGGUCACUUCCCCUUGGUAGCGCUGUAGUCAGUGACCGAAUAUGGGACAGUGUUCCAUCUCGCUCUCAUUCUGCCCCACCAAACACCGCCCUCAAGUUUGAUUUUCAUACAUAAUGAAUAGGCAAAGAAAAAAAAAAAGAAAAAGAAAAAAAUCUUUUUGCUUUUCUCUCUCUCAAAGUCUUGCUCUGGAGGUUUGCUUGGAGGAGCUGAUCAUACCUGCAUGUCAGAGGUUUGGUUCUAUUUUCUGUUUGUGGUUUGUUUGUUUUUUUUUUUAAUGACUGUAUUUUCCUUUGAAUUGCCUCUUUUUUGCUAGUGUUGUAAAAUGAUGAUAAAAUAAUAAUAAUAAUAGUAAUAAUAUUAAUAAUAAUAAUGGUCAGCUGUUCCCAGAUUAGUAAAUUAUGUAUAAUUUAUUUUAUUUCUCCCUAUUUUAUUCUGUUCUGAUUUGGAAGCACAGCCAGUAAGCUGUUAGGUAUUUAAAACUAAUAUCUAUUUCCAGCUCAUACACACAUGUACACCCAUGCAUGUGUGUGUGCAUAUGACACACACAUACUCACCCACACACUUGCUUCUCUACCCGUAACUUCCUCUGUGUUAACAGUUUUGGCCCCAGUAGCGUCAGUUCUGGUGUUUAAUACAAAGGGGUGUAUUAGGAGGAGGAUCGUGUUCAAUCUUAAUUAACUUAUGCUCUUUUCUCUCAUUUUAGUUAUUUAAUUACCAAUUAUCUAGAGCCAACUUUUUGAUUUUGUUUUGUUUUGAAGCACUCUGAAUAAGAGAAAAAUGGACACUUGUUUUUCUACCAUUAUAACAUACAAUGUGAAAACAGGUUUAUAAAAACUAUUGUUUCUCUGUGUCUGUUAACAAAGCCUCCUGACUGAUGUGGGUUCUCCACCUCUGCGUGCUGCGUUCCUGUUCUACAGCACAUUCUAGACAAGCUUGCUUUUCAUUUCCUGACCUUGGGCAACAAGAAUACUUUGUUUUAGCUCCAGGUAGAUGCUACUGAAGGCAUCCAUGGCCCAAAUCCAUCCCAACCAAGCGCUAUCUGAACAAACUCUCUCUUUGGUUUGCAUUUGUUUUGUUUGAAGGGAAAACAGAUUGUUCAUGGUGACCUACAGCUGCCAAACCUCUCCAGGUUAGUUGAGUUUAAGUCCGUGAUUGAAUUGUGCCCAGGCAAAACCACAAAGCAAGUCUGUAAUGUCCCGUCAUGGUCUGUUCUGACAUUUUCUUCAGUGGAUGUUGAGUUUGCUUUGCCCAACAAAACCAACAAAAACAAAAGUAAUUCUAUUCAUGUCUAAAGUGCACUGAAGUCACUUGAGGGGAAAAAAAGGUGCUUUUAAUAGCAACAUAACUGUGUUAAAACUUUGCCCUUUGGGCCUUUGAUUGGGUGAUGAUUCUUGUGAAGGAUCCUAAAACCUUUUGUUCUUGUCUAUGCCACACAAUGACCAAAUAAGAUAUGGUAUAGGAAAUAAGACACAAUGAAAAGGUCCAAGUUAGCAAACUGCAUCCCUCCUCCUCCCCUUCCUCUCUGUUCAAGCCACACCCCUACCUUUUCUCAGCAUCCCAACAUUUAUAACAACACUGAAGAAUAAUACUGCCAGUUUCUCCUUUUUUAUAUUUGUAAUUGGUACCUCUAAAUAUCAUCCUGUUUGAUAUAAAUCUAAGAAAAAUAUUUACCAGAAAAAAAUGGGUUAAAGUUGUUUGUAAGUUAAUGAUAAUUUGGCUAGUUACUACAAGCAGGAGAAACACAGGCCCAUGUGUGCGUACACCUCCCCACCCCCUAAUACAUUAGUAUAUUUUUAUUCAGAUUAGUUAAGUGAACUUUGAAAGUUCAUUUAAUAUCUAGCUAAGAAUUACCUUUGUGCAAAACACCUCCCAAUAAACAUAUUUAUCAUGGUUAAAACUAAAUCUUCCCAUAGGGAAUGAAUAUUAAAGUGUAAAAUGUUCUUUAAUGAGGUCACUUCAUAUAUUUGAUUUCUAAAGUACAGUUAACUUAGUUCACCUAAAGGAAAUUAUCUUUACCAUUUAAUGGUCCAUUUCCAAAUAUUUUCUUAUGGCAGAAGCUGAUCCUGUUCUCAGAGGAAUCCUCUUCUAUCUCAUUCAAAAACAUAAGAAAUAAUUAUACUUUCCUUACUCUAAAGGGUAAAUUAUUGAAUUGUAAUAACUGUAUAUUUACAGACAGGUUUAUAAAAUAUUUGUCUAUCAAGUUAAUAGUGAAAUACAACUUCACAAGGUUUGAAAAAAACCCACUUAAAGUGGCUGAGCUUUCUCUGUAUUGUAGGGCAUAGGCAUUUCUUUAGCCAGGUUUAUACAGUAUUUAAUUUUGAAGUUCCGCAGGUUGAAGGUGACGUGUAAAGUUUCCCACUGAUGGGUCCCUGUAAGCCCCAGUGUGCCUGUCACUGGUCCACUGAAACAGUAUUUAUUCAGCUCCCCUGGCUUGAACGCACUUAGUCUUUCUAACAGUUUGGAUUUCAGAAGUGAAAAAGUUUUGUUUGAUUGUUUUUUUUUUAAUGAUUAAAAAAAAUAGAGAAGAGACAAUCAAUGCCUGGAGCUUAAAACAAAGUAUGUGCAAACUACCAUCUCACUUGAAAUUUAAUAAAAUAAAAAAUUGUGUAAAUAUAACAUAGAGUUAUAGAUUUCUAUUUUGUUCAUAACACAUAGUGUAAUAUAAGUUGUAUAUUUUCAUGUUUUUUGGUUUUAUGUUAUCAUUCAUGCCACAAUAAAAAUAAAACAGGAGUUUGUGUACUCUUGGGGAAAAAAAAAAACAAAAAUAAGAUGUGGGUUCCCACCAACCUGUUUUUUGCUUUUCUGUUUUUGUUUUCAUUUCCUUUUGUUUUGUUUUGCAUUCCCUUUUUCAGUAUUACUGCCGUGCAAGGCACCAAUAAAAACAGCAAAUGUGUUCUUUAUCUAUUA
This is a messenger RNA of Alexandromys fortis (reed vole), 6147 nucleotides long. RefSeq names its product SRY-box transcription factor 5 (gene Sox5). NCBI's taxonomy places the organism in Eukaryota, Metazoa, Chordata, Mammalia, Rodentia, Cricetidae. The transcript has 9 exons. The annotation marks the transcript as partial. Gene Ontology annotation, cellular component: nucleus. Gene Ontology annotation, molecular function: DNA-binding transcription factor activity, RNA polymerase II-specific; RNA polymerase II cis-regulatory region sequence-specific DNA binding. Gene Ontology annotation, biological process: positive regulation of chondrocyte differentiation; regulation of transcription by RNA polymerase II; cell fate commitment. The record is from RefSeq and is a predicted model, not a curated record.